AUCUUUGUAAAGUGGAACAUCUUGGCGUUCCCUCUCAGCUCUGUAGCCCUCGAUCGUCACCAUGUGCUAACGGGACAGCGCAGCGCCUCGAUGGGAUCAUACUCGCCUGCUGCAGACUUUUGUUUUGAAAUGGAUUCCAAAAAAUGUGUCCCAGUCGCAUGUGAAUACCUGCUGUAAAUGCUUUGGGGGACCUUUCUUAAAGAGAAGCAUUUAGGAGUCACAACUUUUUGAUCCACGAACAAAAAAAUGCUAAUUUCCUCCUCACAGGAAGCUUUAAACCCGACCCGGCCGAUAGACGCCCCCCCCCAUCAGACUGUCUAAACACAUGCGGGAUACCGGAACCUCAAAGCCCAAAUUGCUUGUGGAUGUGACGGCUUUUGUGUGUCUCUUUGCCGCCCGCAGGACACGACGCACGCGGCCCGAAGGCCGGACCGGGUCUCACGGGGGGCUCUCAGGCCCUCCCCGUCACCUCACCCGGUGAGAGGCUCUCCGCGUUUACCGCGACGUUCCACGGAGAGCAGACUGUAAACAUCCGACAUUCACACCCUGCGGAGGGCUCGGACCACCUGGUGGAAGAAGAAGAAGAAGCCGCUCAGCUGAUUCUUCCUGCUUCACACAGAACUGAACCAAUCACUCGUGAACCUGAGGCUAAACGGGACGUGACGUGCUGUUUGCUCUCCUGGAUCAAUGUUCACGGUCAGGUGCAUUUUGGGAAUCUCUGCAAAAAAAUUGACUUCUCUUCCAGUUUGGAGACAACCGAUCGAGCCACAGAGCAGGAUGUCCUCUUCGGCUCGCCCGCUGGCCGCGGUCUGUCAGCUGACAGUCACCUCGGACAAAGAGGCCAACUUCUCCGCCUGUGAGCGGCUGGUGGAGGAGGCCAAGGAGCGGGGCGCCUGCAUGGUCUUCCUCCCGGAGAACUUCGACUACAUCGGAUCCAGUCCGGAGGAGACGCUGUCGCUGUGCGAGAGCCUGACGGGAGAAACCGUCUCGAGAUACACUCGGCUGGCCAGGAAGUUGGGAGUGUGGUUGUCUCUCGGAGGAUUUCACGAACGGGGACAUGACUGGGAGUCGGACAGACGAAUCUACAACACUCACGUCAUAAUUGAUGAUAAAGGUGGCGUCGUCUCGGUUUACAGGAAGUCCCACCUGUUUGACGUGGAGCUGCCGGAAAAAGGAGUCUCCCUCAAAGAGAGCGCCUUCACCCUCCCCGGACCCUCCCUCGUGCCUCCGGUCCAAACCCCCAUCGGCAAGGUGGGCCUGGCCACCUGCUAUGAUUUGAGAUUCCCCGAGUUAUCGCUGGCUCUGCGGCGGCGCGGGGCGGAGGUCCUGACCUUUCCUUCGGCCUUCACCGUGGCGACGGGAGCAGCUCACUGGGAGGUGUUGCUCCGCGCACGGGCCAUCGAGAACCAGUGCUUCGUGCUGGCGGCGGCGCAGGUCGGCCGGCACAACGAGAAGCGGCGGUCGUACGGCCACGCGCUGGCGGUGGACCCGUGGGGCGAGGUGCUGGCCGACUGCGGGGGGGAGGAGCCCGGCGUGGCGCUGGUGGAGAUCGACCUGGAGAAGGUGGCCGGCACCAGGAGGAACAUGCCGGUCCAGCGGCACCGCAGGGACGCCUCUUUCUAUCGCGGUCUGGAGGAGAGUUGACCCGCGAGGGAAGCGCGAUGAAUAGAAACACGAUCAAUUAAUCUAGUCGGAAGGAGGUGAAAGUGGAGCCUCAUCUUCUGUUUUAACCUGUAUGUCGUCUGGUCAUCGCUGCAGUGGAUAAUCUCAGUUGUGUUUUUAAAGCUCACUCAGGACCAAUAAAAUCAGCUCAUGUUGGUUACUGGAUGAUGCUGUUGGGUGAUAGAAAUAUUAAAAACAGGAGGAAAUGAUGGUAAAACA
Gasterosteus aculeatus aculeatus (three-spined stickleback) is the source of this 1881-nucleotide messenger RNA. The record is from RefSeq and is a predicted model, not a curated record. Lineage: Eukaryota; Metazoa; Chordata; Actinopteri; Perciformes; Gasterosteidae.